CGAGGGCGCUGCUGGGUUGGAUAAGAGGAGGAAGUGGAAACAAGGAGCAUUAAGGGGGAGUGAAUGGGCAAAACAAGCCAGAGCGCGCUACUACAGUUUACACUUGCGUUCUCGCUCGAUUGCCUGGAACACCGAACCUGCUUUUUGUGUGAGCAUGCAGGCAGGGAGGAGCAGCAGCCAGGGGGCUUCCAAGGAGAAUUUCAGGCUGCACGUGGUCACAUGGAACGUGGGCACUGCGGAACCCCCCAGUGAUGUCACCUCCCUGCUGGAGCUGGACUCCCAGGAUGCAGUCGACCUCUACGCGAUUGGUCUGCAGGAGGUGAAUGCGACUCCUGUGAGAUUCAUUGUGGAUCUGGUCUACGAGGACUCCUGGAGUCAAGCAUUUAUGACUAGUCUGGCACCAAUGGGCUAUGUAAAGGUCUCCUCCAUUAGAAUGCAGGGACUCCUCCUGUUGAUCUUUUCCAGACUGACCCAUGUCCCCUUCAUUCAGGACAUUCAGACCACUUACACACGCACCGGCAUCUUUGGCUACUGGGGCAACAAGGGAGGGGUGUCUGUGCGUCUGUCCUUCUACGGCCACAUGCUCUGCUUCCUCAACUGCCACCUGGCGGCGCACAUGCAGUACGCCACGCAGCGGGUCGACGAGUUCGAGUACAUCCUGGACUCGCAGGACUUCGACAUGCACAACACGCCGCAUGUACUGGACCACAGGCUGGUCUUCUGGUUCGGGGAUCUGAACUUCCGGAUUGCAGAUCACGGCAUGCAUUUCCUGCGGUCCGCCAUCAACAGCAACCGCUUGAAUCUACUGUGGGACAGAGACCAGCUGACGAUGAUGAAGAAGAAGGAGGCCUUCCUGCAGGAGUUUGAGGAGGGACCUCUCACUUUCAGGCCCACGUACAAAUUUGAUCGGUUUUCCGAGAACUACGACACAAGGCCACAGAAGACUUGGUUGGGGUUUAAUAGUAAGAAGAGGAAGCCGGCUUGGACUGACAGGAUCUUGUGGAGAGUGAAGCCCAAAGAGAACGGGGAGGAGCGGACCAAUUUGGAGGACGAAGACGAUGAACUUUCCCUUAAAGUGUCACAGGACACUUACACCUGUAACAUGGACUACGGUGUGAGCGACCACAAGCCCGUUAUCAGCACCUUCAGGCUGGAGCUGAAGAAGAAGUUUGGGACCCCGCUGGUCCGGGUGAGUGCAGAGGGCGAGUGGAGCGCGGACCACGACGCCAUAGCAACCUACAGCAUUCUGGAACCCUUUCCCUCCAGCACCUGGGACUGGAUCGGCCUCUAUAAGACUGGGUUCAAGAGUCCCAGAGACUACGUCACCUACACCUGGGUGAAGGACGAUGAGGUGUCUAGCAGCGAUGAGAUUGUAAAGGUUUUCAUGAAUAAGGAGGAGAUCCCGUUGCUCGGAGGCGAAUACAUGCUUUGUUACUAUAGCAGCAAUAUGCAGAGCAUUGUGGGUAUCAGCCCCCCUUUCCAGGUGCAGGAGUCCAAGGCGGCCAUCGAACAGGGGUUGGUGCCUGAGAACAUCAAUGGAUUGGACAAGCUUACUGCAAAGUAAUGCAGGCGGACCCCUGUGCGGGCACGCCCCGCCCCCUUCCUUGGAACAAUCUGAUAGGCCACGCCUCUCUGGAACCACGCCCACUCGUUUCCCAGAAGCUGGGAGAUCUGUUUGCGCAGCUGUGCUUCUGCCGUUUCUCCUGAAAAUCCUCUCUAUGAAUAAUACUGAUAUCAGUGGUUCUCUCUUGCUCUUAAAGAUCGUCCUCUUGUAUGGUAAAGCAUGUGGUAUCUGAAGCAGGUGUUUACAGACAUGGUCCUGGGACCACCCUGUGUCUGCUGGUUUUUGUUCUAACCACAAUUGCAAUCCCAGAAUUUUAACAAGCUGUUCAUUUUUCUUAAUUAGCAAAAACCGGCAUAAACAGGGGGGCCCCUAGGAAUGAGUCGGGGAAACCCUGAUCUAAAGGACUGAAGGUGAUUAUAAAGUGAGGUUUUGUGCAAUGUCAUUGGAAGUGGUUGUGUAGAGAAGCACAGAGAGGCUUGGGUGCGUGCGUGCAUGUGUAUGUAUGUAUGUAUGUAUAUGUAUGUAUGUAUGUGUGUGUGUUUGAGAGAGGGUGUGUGUGCACGUGCAUGUGUGUGUGUGUGAGAGAGAGAGUGUGUGUGUGUGUACGCACACACAUGCGUGCAUGCAUUUUCUGUGCAUGACUGGAGUCUUGUAUAUCUGAGUCCAAGGUCGGGGAUGGUGGUGAACUGGUGUCCCUCUGGAAGGAAAUCUUUUUUCUUUUAAUCAAUAUUUUAAUCAGUAUUUCAUUAAUAGUCAAUAUUAUUGUAUAAAACAGAGUAGAAAGUCAAAAUGAAUGAGAGAUACCAAAUAGAGUGAUAUUAUGACAAAACAUAAGUAUAAAUAUAUUUUCUUAGUUGUAAUUUUUAUAUAUUGUUAUCAUUAACUGCCUGUGUCUUGAGAUGUGCUGUAAUUUUAAUAUAUGUGUUGAUCACAUUCAGAAUUAUUUUAGAUAUCUGUCUGUUACAAUAUUUGAAGUUGGUCACAAAUUUGCACAAUUUUAUUUUCUGUUAAUGGAUUUUUGAAGAUGUAUGUUCUGAGACACAGUUGUUAGACUGUUCAUGUUACUAAUGACAUUUAGUUGCGUAUGUGUGUCUUGUCACCGGCAGAAUUUUUUGUUUUCUGAUCUGGAAUUGUAAAACUAGGAGAUAAAUGAACAUUAAACAAUGGGCCUAAUGUGAAAAAAAAGGAAAAGAAUAAAUGCACCUGCAAUUGAACACACAAACAAGCUCAGGACUGCAGAGAUGAAACAGUCCCCAACCACUCAUCUGAGCCUGUGUGCCUAUGUGUGAAUAUGUGGCUGUAUGUUGCAGUACUCAUGUGCAUUAAAACUAUAUGGCGUGACAUGUACUGUAGAUAAUUUUGUAGCCUAUUUUUGCAGGAUAAUUCUUAUUUAAAUUUUCUUGUCCUGCAUCUUCAUCUGGCAAACUGAUUUAUUGAUGUAAAUUUAAAAACUUUGAUUUUUGAUACACUUGAAGUGUUGGAUCUUGCAUCAGAAUGAUCUGUGCACAAACUCACAAUUGUAUUUUAUGUACGGAAAAUACUGUACUCAUUGUAAUCUCUAACUAAAACUCUGCCAUCAGUCUUAAACUCAAUUAUCUUUUUCUUUAAAGUCCCAAGAAUAAAAUCUUUUGAAUAUUAUAUGAUUAGCAUAUAUGGUGUGCAGCAAGUGCUGUCACUCUAUCUUUUUCCCCCCUCCCUCCCUCCCUCCCUCCAUUUCUCCCUCCAUGGAAGGCCUGAAGUGCUCUUUACUUGGUGUAAAAAUAGAGAACAUUUGGCAAACACAAUUGUUUUAUGAAAAAUCUUAUUAAACACAAAUAAAUUUGAUGUUCUGGUGUGCUUCGGUUGUUACACUGUUACCUGCUUCCUUUAUUACGGCUAUUAUUUGUGGUAGUAGUAGUAAUAGUUGUCAUGGUAAUAACCUUUUGGUUGAAAACCACAUUUGAAAGGAAGGAUGAUUUCUGUUAAAUUAAAACAAUGCAUGUACACCCACGUGCA
Anguilla anguilla (European eel) is the source of this 3559-nucleotide messenger RNA. It is a transcript of the gene inpp5kb, whose product is annotated as inositol polyphosphate-5-phosphatase Kb. Gene Ontology annotation, biological process: negative regulation of insulin receptor signaling pathway; phosphatidylinositol dephosphorylation; negative regulation of peptidyl-serine phosphorylation. Gene Ontology annotation, molecular function: phosphatidylinositol-4,5-bisphosphate 5-phosphatase activity; inositol bisphosphate phosphatase activity; phosphatidylinositol-3,4,5-trisphosphate 5-phosphatase activity. Gene Ontology annotation, cellular component: endoplasmic reticulum; ruffle; cytoplasm. The transcript has 14 exons. The record is from RefSeq and is a predicted model, not a curated record. Lineage: Eukaryota; Metazoa; Chordata; Actinopteri; Anguilliformes; Anguillidae. Bases 155 to 1564 code for a protein of 469 amino acids.